AUGUCAUUAUGGGCGGUUCUCCUCCCUGCGGAAAUUUUGUUCGCUCUGUCAAGGAUUACCACCGGCAAGUCGCGACUUCACAAAGGGAUUCAUAUCCCCCACAACGACCCUCUUCUUGUCGUUCUUGGAAUUGGGGAGUACGACGUCACCAAAGUACUUAUUGAUACGGGGAGCUCCGUCGAUCUCAUCUUCCGAGGAACGCUGCAAAAGAUGGGAGUGGACCUCGACGACAUUAAAGCGUCCUCCAGAACGUUAACUGGCUUCAAUGGAUCUUCUGAAACAAUACUGGGGACAAUCCGCCUUCCGGUGCGCGCAUGCGGAGUUACUCGAACGGUCAAGUUCGCCGUUGUAAGCAAGAAGGCACCUUAUCACGCCAUACUUGGAAACGCCUGGAUACACUCGAUUCAAGCAAUCCCAUCGACUUAUCACCAGUGUAUCAAGUUUCCCGGUACGGACGGCAUGAUCAAAACUUUGCGAGGGGAUCAGAAGGCCGCUAGAGAAUUACUGAUCGCCACCGUCAAGCUCCAGCGUUCUUCUCUACCGGUUAACUCUGUCUCUCCUCCGAUCUCAAAAGUCUGCCCCAAGAAAGAUGAAGUUCUCGAGAUGCCUAUUGACGAGAUUGAUCCUAGCCGGACCGCACGAAUCGGCGCAUAUCUAUCUGAGGAUAUGCAGCAGUCAAUUCUCGACUUCCUCAAGAAGAAUGUGUCUACGUUCGCAUGGUCCAUGGCAGACAUGAAAGGGAUUGAUCCAGCUAUAACGACUCAUGAGCUUAAUGUCGACCCAACCUUCAAGCCCAUUCGACAAAAGAGGCGAAAGCUUGGGCCCGACAGGUCAAAAGCUGUGAACGAAGAGGUCGAACGGCUACUCGGUGCCGGCUCAAUCGCUGAGGACAGCUAUCCUCUCCCAAAUAUCGACCGCCUAGUCGAGUCUACAGCUGGGAACGAGAUGCUCACGUUCAUGGACGCCUUCUCCGGGUACAACCAGAUCAUGAUGCACCCUGACGAUCGUGAGAAAACGGCCUUUAUCACAGACAGGGGAACCUACUGCUAUAAGGUCAUGCCAUUCGGCCUAAAGAACACAGGAGCGACUUACCAACGGCUUGUGAACAAAAUGUUCGCCAGAUAA
Molecule: messenger RNA, 1125 nt
Organism: Brassica napus (rape)
Lineage: Eukaryota; Viridiplantae; Streptophyta; Magnoliopsida; Brassicales; Brassicaceae
Exons: 3
Coding region: 1-1125 (374 amino acids)
Source: RefSeq, a predicted model, not a curated record